This is a messenger RNA of Cuscuta europaea, 2416 nucleotides long. NCBI's taxonomy places the organism in Eukaryota, Viridiplantae, Streptophyta, Magnoliopsida, Solanales, Convolvulaceae. The record is from the annotation of a GenBank genome assembly.
CCACUCAAGAAUCCCAAGCAAGAGCACCUACUAACAAAUCAAACCUUUGUGAUCAGCCAAAUUUCCAGGUUAGUUAAUUUUCGGUUUUAGAAGUGUAGAAGUAGUUAAUUUAGUAAUUUAUAAAUUUUUUAAUUUAGAUUGUGAAAUUGGACUUUUAGAGUAACAUUUAGCUAUAAAAUACUUGAAAGUUAGAAAGUGUGUAACAUUUAGAAUUUCCCUUAAAUUUCGGUUUUAGGAGUGUAGAAGUAGUUAAUUUAGUAAUUUGUAAAUUUUUUAAUUUACAUUGUGAAAUUCGAAUUUUACUCUUUAAUUUUAACUUUUAAUUAUUUAUAAUAGUUGAAAUUGUAGAUGUUUAGAAAUUGCGUUAAAUUUAAAUAGUCGAAUUUAAGAUUUUAAUUUCGCAAUUAUAGUUAUUUCGAAUUUCAAAAUUACUAGUUAUUUUGGUAACUUUUAAGAUUUUAAUUUAGAUUGUGAAUUUAGAAUUUUACUCUACAUUGUGAAAUCGGAAGUUUAGAGUUGUACUUAGCUAUGAGAGGUAUGGAGUACUCUAGAUAAUCAUCUGCUUCACUAAUGAAUCCCAAGCAAGAGCACCUACUAGCAAAUCAAACCUUUGUGAUCAGCCAAAUUUCCUGGUUAGUUAAUUUUCGGACCGUAUAUGGUAUGAACCAAAUUCCAAAGACUCGUGUUUGAAAUGCGUCAGUUGCCCUUCAGCUGCAUUCGGAGUUGAAGAGCGAGAUCCAAGAGUGAUAGGUAUGUUAGCAUAUGCUGGCUUCUUGGGGUAGAGCACAUUGCCCGUAUGAAGGUGGAUCAUAGUUUAAUAUGCGCUUUGGUGGAGAGAUGGAGGUCGGAGACACAUACUUUCCAUCUUCCAUUCGGUGAGGUCGACAUUAGUCUACAAGAUGUGGCGAUGAUCCUUGGUUUGUCCAUUCGGGGUAUGCCCCUCAGUGGUCCAACCGUUAAGGGUAAGGCUCAGUGGAUCGACCUGUGCACGCAGUCGUGUGGUUUCACUCCUCUAGAGACUGAUAUGAGCACGAGUGAUAUCACCAUGAGUGCUCUUACCCGUCACCAGAUCCUACCUGACAGUACAGACGAAGAGGUCACCGAACACACCAGAACCCUAAUAUGGCAAUUGCUUGGAGGCCUUUUGUUCCCUGACACGAGUGGGACAAGAAUACGAUUAUACUUUUUGGAGGUCUUGCCGGGUGACUUGGCUUUAGCCCGUCGAUGAAGUUGGGGAUCAGCGGUUCUCGGGUACCUCUACCAUAACUUGUGCCACGGCACCAAGUGGGAAACCAAACAAGUUGGCGGUUGUAUGCACUUGUUACAGAUUUGGGCUUGGUCGAGGAUUUCAAUGGUCCGUCCCUCAGUAGUUUAGGUCAUUCAACAUGACCAUCUUCCAUAUGGGUGCAUGUGGAUCGUCCCAAGUCAUAUAAGGGAUCCCCAAGACACUGCAUACGCCUGUACCGGGAUGACCUAGACCGCAUGAGUGAGAGUCAGUUUGAUUUCACUCCCUACGCGUCCGAGGAACUCCCACCUAUCAUCCUUAAUGACGCUCCACUUUGGUCGGCUAGGGUCAUGCUCAUAUUUUGCAAUAUGGCCGAAAUGCAUUACCCCGAUCGAUUUCUUCGGCAGUUCCAUAUAAGGCAAGAUACUCCGGAUGCUCCUUUGGCGGGUACUGAUCAUCACGGCAAUCGUUCCAACAUAGUAACCGGUGCCUUGGCGUUGUCGGCGGACAUACAACAUAAUAUAUACUUUCUUGAUUAUGAUCGACAUAUGUCCGUCGAAGCAACUAAGAGGUACCGAAAAUGGUACCAGAAGCAUGGUAUGACACGUGUCCAGAACCCUUCUCACAAUGUGCCCACGACAGGCUACAUCCCGACAUCACACGAUUGGGAUAUUGUGAGGCAUGGCUUUUUACUAACUGAAUCAGCUCUUAGCCGACCGCGCAAGUCAUGAGGACUGUCAAAAACGACUACAGCGGAUGGCCCUGGACGUAGGUGAUGAAGAGAUGCUCCGCCGGGGCAUAUUCCAUUAUGAAGAUGAAGAUGAAGGUGGAAGUGACGAAGAGGAUGAUGCAGAUGAACAUGAAGGUGGGGGUGAGCACUCACAAUCGCCUCCUCAAUUCUCAACACGUCAGGGUGUCUCAUUUGAUCAACCACCCCCUCAAUUCUCAACACAUCAAGGUGUCUCAUUUGAUCAACCACCGCCGUAUUAUGAUUCUUAUCAGUACUCAACGCAAGCGGGUGAUUAUGUUGAUUCAUUUUUGGAUUCGUCAUUUUACUAUGGAGACACAACGGGGCCUUGGAACACUCGCGGUGGGGACGGAGCAGGGCCGAGCACGCAACGUUAGAUGUAGUAUUAAAUUUAAUAUUGUAUGUACUGUCUAUUCAUUAAUAAAUUACAUUGAAAACUACAU